Messenger RNA from Labeo rohita (rohu), 3100 nucleotides. RefSeq names its product protein kinase, cAMP-dependent, regulatory, type I, alpha (tissue specific extinguisher 1) b (gene prkar1ab). Lineage: Eukaryota; Metazoa; Chordata; Actinopteri; Cypriniformes; Cyprinidae. Gene Ontology annotation, biological process: regulation of protein phosphorylation. Gene Ontology annotation, molecular function: cAMP-dependent protein kinase regulator activity. Gene Ontology annotation, cellular component: cAMP-dependent protein kinase complex. The record is from RefSeq and is a predicted model, not a curated record.
GUUUUACCGUUUCCGGCGGGCAGUCCGCCAAACGCCUGAGAGGAAUAGAGAGCCGUUGUGCCGCCUCAGAAUAACGGAACAGCGCAGAAACCGAGUCCGGCGUUUGAAAGGCUCGGUCAGAGGUCAGCUCCAGCGGUCAGCAUGGCGUCAGGCAGCGCGAGCAGCGAGGAGGAGAAGAGUCUGAGGGAAUGUGAGUUCUACGUGCAGAAGCACAACAUCCAGCAGCUGCUGAAGGACUGCAUCGUGCAGCUCUGCACCUCACGGCCCGACAGACCCAUGGCCUUCCUCAGAGAAUACUUCGAACGCCUGGAGAAGGAGGAAGCCAAGCAGCUCCUGAACCAGCAGAAAGCCAGCUCUCGCUCAGACUCUCGUGAAGAUGAGGUUUCUCCUCCCAUGAACCCCGUGGUGAAGGGCCGCAGGCGGAGAGGAGCCAUCAGCGCCGAGGUCUACACCGAGGAGGACGCCGCCUCCUACGUCAGAAAGGUCAUUCCUAAAGACUACAAAACCAUGGCUGCUCUCGCCAAAGCCAUCGAAAAGAACGUGCUCUUCUCACAUCUGGACGACAACGAAAGAAGUGACAUAUUUGACGCCAUGUUUCCAGUCACCUACAUCGCAGGGGAAAUUGUCAUCCAGCAAGGUGACGAGGGUGAUAACUUCUAUGUCAUCGACCAGGGUGAAAUGGAUGUGUAUGUGAACAGCGAGUGGGUGACCAGCAUCGGCGAGGGCGGCAGCUUUGGGGAGCUGGCUCUGAUCUACGGGACCCCGAGAGCCGCCACCGUCAGAGCCAAGACCAACGUCAAGCUGUGGGGCAUCGACAGAGACAGCUACAGGAGAAUACUGAUGGGAAGCACUUUGAGGAAGAGGAAGAUGUACGAGGAGUUCUUGAGCAAAGUAUCAAUUUUAGAGUCUCUGGAUAAGUGGGAGCGUCUGACCGUGGCUGACGCUCUGGAGCCGGUGCAGUUUGAGGACGGACAGAAGAUCGUGGUUCAGGGAGAACCUGGAGACGAGUUCUUCAUCAUCCUGGAGGGAUGUGCCGCCGUUCUGCAGCGCAGGUCAGAGAAUGAGGAGUUCGUAGAGGUGGGCCGGUUAGGACCGUCAGACUACUUCGGCGAGAUCGCUCUGCUGAUGAACCGACCCCGUGCAGCCACCGUCGUGGCCCGUGGGCCGCUCAAAUGCGUCAAGCUGGACCGGCCGCGUUUCGAGCGUGUGCUGGGACCGUGUUCGGACAUCCUCAAACGCAACAUCCAACAGUACAACAGCUUCGUGUCGCUCUCCGUCUGAGACGCCCUCUCCCGCAGGCUCCGGCGCACCAUUAAGCGUUUCAUUCACACCUCGCGUCCCCGCGCGUUCACAGGCUCAUUACCGCUUCAUCGAGUGCUUCCCGCGAGAGCUUUAACGGCCGCUUCCAUCCUCGGACAUUUAGAGCCAAACGAAAGGACAGACAAUCGAACGUACGUUCCUCCGAUCCAAUCACAGCCUUUACUCUGCAGUGUUUGUACCUUUAAUUCCAAGCGGUAAAUGAAAACUAUAGAGGAGUAUGAAUAUAUUUAUAGUAGAUUUUAAAUUCCUUUACCCUCACAGUCCAGGUUGGUUUUUUAAAGCUAGUUUUAUAAGACGAACUGCCUACUGUAUAACGAGUGCUGAUGUUUGGCUGUGCUGAUUCUAUUCUUUAAGCCUUACUGCCUCAUUUCCCGCCCGCUGACCUUCUCUGUCACUAGAGCGACACGAGCGGUCAGCCACAUCAGAACAAAUGCUGUUUUAUUUCUUCUCAUCAUUCCAGCACACACUCUUGCUAUUUGUGUUCGGUUGCUUGUACGUAGUAACCCGUGUGGCCGUUCCUGUGCGGCAGGGUUGCCAGGUUUUCACAACAAAGCUACUCAAAACUAGCCCAAAAGUAGCCCAAAUGCAUUCUGGGGGGUCAAAUGCGUUUUUUGGGGUCACUUCAACCCACGGAAAUUAAAAACAACCUGCGGCAACCAUGUUAAAGUAACCCGAUUCUGCUGCAGAAUCACAGACUUGGCAACCCUGCUGUGCAGCGUCUAUACGUUUAGGGUUUAUUGUAAGAGGAACUGGCUGAUCGAUUUCUAAAACUCAUUUUUAAACCAAUAACUGUAAGAAAACUCAAAACGACGGUAGUUUGCGUUCUGUUACGACGCCAGUGCCAAACGUUGCACAGAGCUUCACUUCUUGACUUGAAUUUAGCUUGUAGAGGUGAGCGUCACAUAUUUCUUUUGAUUUGUGUUCCCGCACGUGCGCCGUCACACGGUGAGCUUUCACAUUUCAGUAUUUUACCUUCUGUCAGUAUAUGCUGAGAAAUACCAGUUUAUUUUUAAAGAAGCUUAUUUUUCCACAAAGGUGCACAGUGGCGUAUUUAGUCGCAUGUCAUCGUUUCAAGUGUUUCUGUGGCUGUUUUUAAAGGGAUAGUUCACCUGAAAUAAAACUUUGCUCAACACUUACUACCCGCAGACCAUCUGAGAUUAGGAUGAGUUUGUUUCUUCAUCAGAUUUGGAGAAAUGUGUCAUUCCAUCACUUGCUCUACAAUGGAUGUGAAUGGGUGCCGUCAGAAUGAGAGUCCAAACAGCUGAUAAAAACAUCACAAUAAUCCACACCACUCAGUUCACAUCUUGAGAAGACAAAAGAUAAAACAAAUCCAUCAUUAAGAUGCUUUUAUGGAUACAAAUCCAUAAUAAUGCUUCCUCCAGUAAAAUCCAGCCACAUGUUUGUUUAGAGCUGUUUUGGAUUGUUUUUGAUUUCUCUCCUGAUUCAGACCAGACCACUUUUUCACUGGAGGAAGCGUUAUUAUGGAUUAUGGACUCAUAUUUUAGCUCAAAACCUCUUAAAGAUGUCUUUUGCCAUCUCUAACGUUGUUAACUGAUGGAGUGGAGUGGUGUGGAUUACUUAUUGUGAUGUUUUUAAUCAGCUUUUUGGACUCUCAUUCUGACGGCACCCAUUCACAUCCAUUGGUGAGCAAGUGAUGGAAUGACACAUUUCUACAAAUCUGAUGAAGAAACAAACUCAUCCUAAUCUUGGAUGUCAUAAGUGUGAGCACAUUUUCAGCAAAUUUUAAUUUUUUGGUGAGCUGUUUUUUUUUUUUUUUAAA